This is a messenger RNA of Gordionus sp. m RMFG-2023, 2334 nucleotides long. RefSeq lists its product as uncharacterized. The record is from RefSeq and is a predicted model, not a curated record. Gene Ontology annotation, biological process: protein export from nucleus; protein phosphorylation; activation of protein kinase activity. Gene Ontology annotation, molecular function: ATP binding; protein kinase activity; protein serine/threonine kinase activator activity. Bases 78 to 2039 code for a protein of 653 amino acids. Gene Ontology annotation, cellular component: serine/threonine protein kinase complex. The transcript has 12 exons. NCBI's taxonomy places the organism in Eukaryota, Metazoa, Nematomorpha, Gordioida, Chordodea, Parachordodidae.
GCCACUUUAAUAAUAAUCAAAUUUAUUUAGUUAAAAAAAAAGAAUCAAAAACUAGAAUAGUUUUAAAGAAAAUUGAUAUGGAUAAUUUAUCAGACCAAUCUCUUAAACUUAUACAAAGGGAAAUAUGUUUAAAUAAAUUGAUACAACAUGCAAAUAUUUUGAAAUAUAAUGAUUGUUUCAUAAUAAACUCAUAUUUAUGGUGUUCUACACCUUAUAUAACUUAUGGUACAAUCACAGAUAUCAUUAACAAUUUUUAUAAUAAUGGAAUUCCAGAAUUAAUUGCUAUUAAAAUUAUUUAUGAUAUUAUUAAAGCCCUUAUUUAUAUACAUUCACGAAAUUUAAUUCACAGGAAUAUCUGCUCAGACAAUGUUUAUGUAUCAAAUAGAGGUAUUGCUUAUUUAUCAGGCUUGAGAUGUGCUUGUAGUAUGUAUGUCAAAGGAAAACAUGUUGAUAAAUUAUUUGACUUUCCAUAUUAUGCUAAAAAUAUACAUUUGAGUGCUAGUCCUGAAAUGCUGUCUCAAGACUUGAGGGGUUACAAUAAAAAAACAGAUAUUUACAGCUUAGGACUAGUCGCAUGCCAUAUAGUGAGUGGAAUAAUUCCGUAUUCGAACAUAGAGAAGACUCAAGUUUUUCUAGAAAAGAUUAAUGGUAAUCUUCCUUCUUACAUGUCGUUUUUCCCUCAUAGACAAUCACUUAUAAUGGGAACGAUUCACAGCGUUAAAAAUAAAUUUACUGGCUUGUUAUUUAAUCAAAACAAGAUGGGAGACUCAGAUGACCCAGAUGAUGAGGAUCAAUCAGUUUUAAAAAGCGAAAAUGAUGUAAAAAAUAACGACGAAUCUCUACGAAAUUUAGAAAAUAGGAAUAAAAAUAGAAUUGAUAGUUCAAACGAGGAUUCGAGUUAUAUAAUUAGAAGAAAGGUUAUACCUUUUACCGACGAGAUACUGAAGAGAGCCAGGUUCCCAAAAUUCGCCGAUUUUUCUUAUGACACCGCCGAAGAUUCUCUUGAUAAUAGCUUCGAGGAAUCACCUCAUGCAGAUGCUAAUCGAGCGUCCACUAGUCAUGUUCCUUUCUUUUCCCAUAGAAAGAAUUCAGCUUCUCAUAUUGCAAUAAUCGAAUCGUUGCCUAAAAACAUCGACCAAAAUUUUGAAUCAUCUGACACCAAACUCAAUAAGGAAAAUAUACUUAUAUCUGAUAAGGCCGGCAAUGAGAAAAUAUUGGAGAAUGCCAUAGUUAGCACAGACCCCGGUCCUUCGUUUCCAGACGUUCAAAAAAAGCAACGUAAGAAUAGAUUCAAAUUUUUUCAUGUCACAAAAAUUUCUAACGGAAACGAAUUCUCAGCUUCUAUUACUAACAACGACAACAAUAAACUUCCCAACCUAAAUCAUCUUAAAAUUGAUAAAUCAAGCGAUGAAAUGAAAAUAUCGGAAAAUUCGGCCACAAAGAGGCCUAAAAAAAGCGUCUUUUUUAAACUCCCUUUCAAUCAAAAUCAUUACACCUGUGAUGAUAAUGAUCAUCAACUCAAAAAUGUUUUAAAUCGUAAAAUAAAAAAGGCGCCGCCGGCUCAAAGGCAUUCUCUUCAUUACAUCCCUUCCAUUUUUCUUCUCAGGAGACAAACCGCGUUCGAAUUUGUCAAAAAACGACGCUUUAGUAGCAAAUUACCCGGCGCCGAUUUUAAUUCUCAAAAUGUGCAAAAGUUAAUAUUGCCCCAAUAUGCGGUUAAAUUGGGUGAAUAUGUAAAAGCCGAACCUAACAAAAGAAUUUUUACUAAACGGGCUUCCACGGGUAGGAAAUCAUUGACUUAUUUGGAGAUGUCUUACGAUAUGAAAAAUUUUAUAUUUUCCUGCCUUAAUUACGAACCCGAAGAUAGACAAACUGCCGAAAACCUAAUCACUUAUCCGUUAUUCAAAAAGGUUUAUAAAUUUCGUUCCGAAUUUUUGUCCUCUUCCGUUUCAUCCUUAGUCGGGGAUAUGACUUUAGAUGACAAUAAACAACUAAACAAACUCGAAAAACAAACUGUCGAUCAUAUUUGGAGUUUUUAGAACAAAAAUAAUUUUAUGCCACUUUUUUAGAAAAAAAACGUUUAUUUAAACAUUUUUUAUAUAAUAUUUAAAAAAAAGUAUAAAUUUUUUUAAAAAAAAAAAUCUCAAAAUGCAGUCAAGUAUUAUUGUGCAUAGAUAGAUAGGCUAUAUUAUUAUAUUAUAUACUAGAUGUUCGUUUCGUCUAUUUUUUAAAAAAAAUAUUAUUUCGGAAAAUUUGGGGUCAAAUUUGAAUUUAAGAAUGAAUAUGAUUUUAUGUAAAUAAAUUAUGUAUGUGUAAUAAUUCAUCGAAAGAAAA